Pistacia vera is the source of this 2370-nucleotide messenger RNA. Its product is annotated as protein LYK5-like. NCBI's taxonomy places the organism in Eukaryota, Viridiplantae, Streptophyta, Magnoliopsida, Sapindales, Anacardiaceae. The transcript has 2 exons. Gene Ontology annotation, biological process: protein phosphorylation. Gene Ontology annotation, molecular function: ATP binding; protein kinase activity. The record is from RefSeq and is a predicted model, not a curated record. The coding region runs from base 156 to 2147 and encodes 663 amino acids.
UAUUAUUUUAAAUGGAAGACAAAUCAAAUCAGAGCCGAAAACCACUAUUUUGAUCACUCCUUUCUUUAUCUCUCCUGUCUGUAUUCUGUAUUAUCCUCUAUUUCUAUCCUGAUAGAGAGAGAAAAGUAGAGUUGAGUUUUGCUUGGGGUGAAGGCAUGGAGAUAAUUUCUCCUUGUAAAUUGAUCUUCUGUAUCUUGAUUGUUGUUGAUGUAUUAGUUGUAAUUCAAGGGCAACAACCAUACGUAAACAACAAGCAGUUGGCUUGUGACGACUCGAGCAAUAACAAUAUAACCAGAGGUUUUGUUUGCAACAGAGUUGGAUCUUCAUGUCAAUCCUAUCUCACUUUCAGAUCAAAUCCUCCCUACAACUCAGCUGUGAGCAUAGCUUAUCUUUUGUCUGCCCAACCAGACUCAAUUGUCUCCAUCAACCAGCUAGCCUCCGCCACCGCCACCAUCCCCACCAAUGACCAGGUGAUAAUUCCAGUCAACUGCUCUUGUUCCGGAAGCACUCAAUCCUCUUACUACCAGCAUAAUGCCACCUACAAGAUUAUAACCACUGGGGAGACUUAUUUCUCUGUGUCCAAUAACACCUACCAAGGACUCACCACUUGCCAAGCAAUGAUGGCUCAAAAUACUUAUGGUGAAAAAAAUAUCACUGAGGGUAAUAAUUUGACAGUUCCAAUUAGAUGUGCAUGUCCAUCAACCAACCAGACAGCUUCAGGUGUCAAGUAUUUGCUCAACUUCUUGAUCACAUGGGGUGAUUCCAUUUCUGCAAUUGCAGAAACUUUCAAAGUGGAUGAGAAAAGCAUCCUUGAUGCAAAUGAGCUGUCAUCAGGUCAAAAUAUAUAUCCAUUUACCACUAUUCUAGUUCCCCUUAAAACUGAACCCACCAAGAUUGAGUCACCCGUGGCCUCUCCUCCUCCGGCCCCUUCUCCACAAACACCAAGCAACCCUCCUGAUGAAUCAUCCAAGAAAUGGGUAUUUGUAGGUGUUGGAAUCGGAGUUGGUUUGCUGCUGCUUAUUGCCCUCUUGGCAUUUCUAUUUUGCUUCUUCCGUCGCAAGUCUAAGAAGCCAAAGUCCAAGCCAGUCUCUGGUUCAGGACCUAAGAUGGUUUCAGAGACUACAGAUUACACAUCUCUCCCUGAAAACAGCAAAUCAUGGUCUACUUCUGUCUCCACGCAAGGGUUUCGAAGCGCUGUUGAGUCCUUGACCAUCUAUAAGUUUCAAGAUUUGGCAACUGCCACUGGGAAUUUCAGCGAAGAAAAUAGAAUCAAGGGCUCCGUUUACAAGGGAUCUUUCAAGGGUGAUGAUGCUGCUGUUAAGAUGAUGAAAGGAGAUGUCUCAAGCGAGAUAAACAUAUUGAAGAAGAUCAACCACAGCAACAUUAUAAGGCUUUCUGGUUUCUGUGUACAUCAGGGCAAUACCUACCUUGUUUACGAGAGUGCAGACAAUGGUUCUCUCGAUGAUUGGCUCCAUUCCAAGUACCAAACUGCUUCUGCUACUCUGGAUUGGAAGAAGCGAGUUCAGAUUGCUUAUGACGUAGCGAAUGCCCUCAACUACCUCCACAAAUAUACCAAUCCCCCUUAUAUCCACAAGAAUUUGAAGAGCAGUAACAUUCUCUUAGAUACCAACUUCAGAGCCAAAAUUGCUAAUUUCGGUUUGGCAAGAAGUGUGGACGACGAAGAACAGGGUGGAAUGCAAUUGACAAGGCAUGUGGUUGGCACUCAUGGCUAUAUGGCUCCAGAGUAUAUAGAAAAUGGAGUGAUCACAUCUAAACUAGAUGUAUUCGCUUUUGGGGUUGUCAUAUUGGAGCUCUUAUCUGGAAGGGAGGCUUUAACAGGAGAUAAAAAUAGAGAUAAAAAUAGCGGAGAAGAAAUGCUUUCUGUAUCCAUAAACAAGGUGCUUGAAGGAGACAACGUGAGAGAGAAACUAAGAGGUUUCAUGGAUCCUUCUUUGAGGAAUGAAUACCCCUUAGAUUUGGCCUUCUCCGUGGCUCAGCUAGCUAAAAACUGUGUGGCUCAUGAUCUAAAUGCUCGUCCAUCCAUGGUUGAAGUUUUCAUCAAUCUGUCCAAGAUUUUAUCAUCACUGUCAGAUUGGGAUCCAUCUGAUGAGCUAGAUCGCUCCAAGUCAGUGGGCAGUGGCAGGUAGAGACUAGAGAGUAUAAAUUCAAUUUUAAUAGUAAGAUUAUAGGAUGCUUCUAUACAAUAAUAGUGCUUCUUGUAAUUGCUGUUGGUGACUACCUCACCAUCACGAGAAGCCUCCUGCAAAUUUUCUGUGUAAUAUAGAAUUCCCAUUUUCCACACGGAUGAAUUGUCAAAUAAAUUUGCUAAAUGUCCCAUUUUCCCAUUUUACCUUGUCAUCUAAAAUUCUC